Coccinella septempunctata (seven-spotted ladybird) is the source of this 1793-nucleotide messenger RNA. RefSeq names its product cytochrome P450 9e2-like. The record is from RefSeq and is a predicted model, not a curated record. The transcript has 5 exons. The coding region runs from base 37 to 1638 and encodes 533 amino acids. Lineage: Eukaryota; Metazoa; Arthropoda; Insecta; Coleoptera; Coccinellidae. Gene Ontology annotation, molecular function: monooxygenase activity; heme binding; iron ion binding.
UUCUCAUUUGUCGAACUCAUCAGACUGAUUCAGUCCAUGUUAUGUUUCGAUUUUAAAAUGAGUAUUUUAGGAAUUUUUAGUGGUUUCUCCACAUCCCUUCUGGUAUGGCUCGUUCUACUCUCUUUCAUCGCCGUUUUGUAUACGGUGUUGAUGAAACCGCACACUUACUGGACAAGAAAAGGUGUGAAAACUACCAAAAUUUUACCCAUCAUUGGUGAUGCCAUUUUUGGACUCUGCUUCAGCAAGAAGCCAUACCCGAAAUUAAUUCAAGAAAUCUAUAACGAUGCCGGAGAUUCGAGGUACAUUGGCUACAGUGAACUUCGAACUCCACUCCUCAUGAUAAAAUCCCCUGAAUUAAUAAAGAAAAUCUUUGUGAAAGAUGCAGACAGCUUUCAGGACCGUCGCGUCGUUUUUCCUGAAAACUUCGACAGUCUCAUGUCCAAGACUCUCAUUUAUCUAAGAGGGCAAGAAUGGAAAGAUGUCAGAAGCAUCUGGAAUCUUGUACUUACAGCAAGUAAAGUGGAAACAAUGUAUCCCUUGCUGAACAAAACGGCUGAAUCCUUCGUUCGCAGCUUUUGUGAUGACAAAGAAGAUGAAGUUAAAACUUUGGACAUGAAAACAGCCUACAGAAAGUACAUUUGCGAUCUUUCCGCAAGCACUUACUUUGGAAUCGAAAGUGGAUCUGAAACUUUCCGACAGAAACUAUCUAACUUUGUUACUUUCAAUGGAAAUUCUAUUUGGACACUAUUAUCAUUCUGUAUUGCAUGUCUUGCUCCGAAGUUAUCACCGUUAUUCGGCGUAUCAUCUAUUGUGAACAAAGACGUCCAUACUUACUUUUUGAAAACAGUAGGAGAAGGUGUCGAGAGGGAAAAUAACAACUUACACAGACCUGAUAUUAUCGGCCUUCUGCAUAAACAGAAAAAGGAAGAGGAGUCUGCGGAGUUCGAAGAAAAUUUGAAAAGAAGGAAGAUUUACUUAAACGAAGAUGAAAUCGCUUCUCAACUGUGUAUGUUUCUAUUGUCAUCUCUUGAUGGAUUAGCAGCAACGUUGGGAUUUAUCACUUAUGAGCUUGCUGUGAAUCCUGAUGUACAGAAGAGAUUGCAGAAGGAAAUGGAUGAUAUUCGUAUUGAUGGCGAACUACCAGAGUACCAAACCAUUAUGGGUCUACCUUAUUUAGAUAUGGUGGUUUCGGAAACCAUGAGAAAAUGGCCAGCAGUAACAAUGACGGAUAGAAUAUGUACUAAGCCCUAUACAAUUGAACCUCAAUCACCAAAAGAAAGCCCAGUACACCUGGAUGUCGGAGACACUGUCGCCGCACCUCUUUACGCUCUCCAUCACGAUCCAGAAUAUUUCCCAGAGCCAGAUAAGUUUGACCCAGAACGUUUCGCUCCAGAAAAUCGCUUCAAAAUAAAGCCGUACAGUUACUUGCCAUGGGGGAUUGGACCGAGGAACUGCAAUGCAGGAAAAUUAUCCCUUUUACAGAUGAAGAUUUUCUUCUUCAGAUUGUUGGAACAUUUCGACAUUGUUCCUAUCGAUAAAACACCCAUACCCAUCAAUCUACAAGAGGGCGUCAUCAAAGUAGCCUCUGACCGUGAUAUAUUCCUAGGUUUAAGGAAACGAAAGGACAUCAAUGUAUAAAAUAUUAUUGUAAAAUCGAACUACAUUUUAUUUCAAUCUCAGGAAAUGUUGCGAAAAUAGCGAGUGAAAUUUUUCAGUAUGAUUCAUUUAUUCCCAUAUUUUCUGUAAAUAAGAAAGAUAAGGUCUUGAGUAAAUCACACCUUUCACGGAUGUAA